Messenger RNA from Laccaria bicolor S238N-H82, 742 nucleotides. Its product is annotated as protein transport protein Sec22. The transcript is spliced from 5 exons. NCBI's taxonomy places the organism in Eukaryota, Fungi, Basidiomycota, Agaricomycetes, Agaricales, Hydnangiaceae. Gene Ontology annotation, cellular component: ER to Golgi transport vesicle membrane; endoplasmic reticulum membrane; Golgi membrane. Gene Ontology annotation, molecular function: SNAP receptor activity. The record is from RefSeq and is a predicted model, not a curated record. The coding region runs from base 1 to 657 and encodes 218 amino acids. Gene Ontology annotation, biological process: retrograde vesicle-mediated transport, Golgi to endoplasmic reticulum; endoplasmic reticulum to Golgi vesicle-mediated transport; vesicle fusion with Golgi apparatus.
AUGGUUCGUUCAACCAUCAUCGUUCGAGCCUCAGAUGCUUUGCCAUUAGCUGCCAGCGUCGACGAUGAGCAGACAGAACAAGUUCUGCAGGAGCACAAGCAACAAUCCAAGCUUAUAUUCCGACGUAUAACUCCCAACGCGGAGCCGCGGUGUUCUAUUGAAAGUGGGCCAUACACAUUACAUUACCUCAUAUCAGACAAUGUCGUCUUUUUAACAAUCGCCGACAAGUCCUACCCUCGAAAACUUGCCUUCUCUUAUUUAGACGAACUUUCAAAGGAGUUUGCGACUACUUAUGGUUCCAAGGUUGAAACCGUGCGAAAACCUUAUGCCUUCAUUGGCUUCGACACAUUUAUGUCCAAGACCGCACGUUUAUAUCAGGAUACACGAACAGCCAAUGCUGCGAGCUCUGGGCUGGACAGAUUGAAUGACGACCUGCAAGACGUGACGAGAAUAAUGACGAAAAAUAUGGAGGAGCUGUUGUGGAGGGGUGAUUCCUUAGAUCGAAUGUCCCAUUUGUCGACUUCGUUACGCUCUGAAUCGGAAAAGUAUCGGAAGGCUGCGAGGAAUAUUAACCUGCAAGCCAUGCUCCGACAAUACGCACCCUUCGGCGCUGUUGGGUUGCUGGUGUUCAUUAUGUUGUACUGGAGAUUUAUGUGAUGGAAUCGUGUGUUGGAUUUGGAUGAUUAUUUCUUAUAAUUGUUUUAGUGUAAUGAGCUCGCGUUAUCUUAUCUGUUCUGCUGCU